Colletes gigas is the source of this 684-nucleotide messenger RNA. Its product is annotated as putative acyl-CoA-binding protein. Gene Ontology annotation, biological process: fatty acid metabolic process. Bases 256 to 519 code for a protein of 87 amino acids. Gene Ontology annotation, molecular function: fatty-acyl-CoA binding. The record is from RefSeq and is a predicted model, not a curated record. Lineage: Eukaryota; Metazoa; Arthropoda; Insecta; Hymenoptera; Colletidae. The transcript has 4 exons.
CGAAGCAUCCAUCGUUCUGGUCUCUAGCAGCUGAGCCGGACCAACAGAAUUCGUAUCUUCGACGAAGAUCUUUUUCAAAAGUAGACCGAUGCAUUGCACAUUCAGUCCAUUCUAGAAGUGUAUACUGAACGUUUGCGAAGGAGUGGGGAUGGAGAUGGAAGAACUUCUUCCGGAGACGGCUAUUUAGUCGAUGCAUAGUAAGCUCCGUUGGUCAGUAGUGAUUAAGCGAACGCUGCAAAACAACUGCUGUGAAAGAUGUCUGUCAAUGAGAAAUUCCAGACAGCAGUGGACGGUGUGAAACUUCUCACUAAACGUCCCACAGACCAAGAAUUUUUAGAACUUUACGGAUUGUAUAAACAAGCGACCGAGGGCAACGUCAAUACGUCUAGACCCGGUAUGUUGGAAUUGAAGGCAAAAGCGAAAUGGGACGCGUGGAAGUCGAAGGAGGACAUGUCGCAAAACGAUGCAAAAGAAGCAUAUGUUAAAUUAGUUGAAAAGUUGACGGCAAAAUAUAAAUAAAACGCAUAAUUGUUAUGUUAAUGUUAUAGUGGAUACAGGGUUGCCAAUGCAUAGCAGAACGAGACACAAGAAUUACUUGAAGAGGAAAGUUAAGAACAUGGUUAUGAAUGAGAAAUGUUGAUUGACUUUUUAAUUACAAAAUAUAGUGAAAUAUUUUCAAGUAAA